This is a messenger RNA of Salarias fasciatus (jewelled blenny), 2112 nucleotides long. RefSeq names its product cytochrome P450 2J2-like. The transcript is spliced from 9 exons. The coding region runs from base 40 to 1530 and encodes 496 amino acids. Lineage: Eukaryota; Metazoa; Chordata; Actinopteri; Blenniiformes; Blenniidae. The record is from RefSeq and is a predicted model, not a curated record. Gene Ontology annotation, molecular function: iron ion binding; heme binding; oxidoreductase activity, acting on paired donors, with incorporation or reduction of molecular oxygen, reduced flavin or flavoprotein as one donor, and incorporation of one atom of oxygen. Gene Ontology annotation, biological process: xenobiotic metabolic process. Gene Ontology annotation, cellular component: intracellular membrane-bounded organelle; cytoplasm.
CCUCUGUCUGGCUGUAGUAAAACCUGUCAGAGUGUAGAAAUGGAGGCCAUACUCAGUGCUCUCAACUUGGAGUGGAUAGAUGUAAGAGGCAUUUUAUUAUUUUUCUGUGUUUUUAUACUGCUAGCUGAUGUUUUGAAACACAGAACACCAAAGAACUUUCCUCCUGGACCCUGGUCCCUACCUGUGAUUGGGGACCUUCAUCGAAUCAAACCAGCCACACUUCACCUGCAGUUCGCAGAGUUUGCAGAGAAAUAUGGGAGCAUUUUCAGCCUCCGUCUCUUUGGUGGAAGACUUGUGGUCAUCAAUGGUUUCAACCUGGUGAAAGAGGCCCUUCAAAGCGAAGACUUCAUAGAUCGACCCACCGUACCAAUGUUUGAGACAGUUUUUAAAAACAAAGGCCUCGUCAUGUCAAACGGCAAUCCGUGGAAGCAGCAGAGACGAUUUGCUCUUCACACACUCAGAAACUUUGGUCUGGGCAAGAAGACCAUGGAGCAGUUCAUCCAGCAGGAGAGUGGAUACCUCACAGAGGCCUUUAAAGAACAACAAGACAAGCCCUUCAUUGCAAUGCCGCUGUUGAACAAUGCUGUAUCCAACAUCAUCUGCUGUUUGGUGUUUGGGGAUCGAUUUGACUACGCAGACAAUGAUUUCAAGCUAAUUCUGAAGAAAUUCAACGAUGCAAUUCGCUUACAGGAAGGUUUCACUGUACAGGCCUACAACACAAUGCCGUGGCUGAUGAAGUGGCUGCCUGGAUCACACCAAAAGGUAAUCUCUCUAAUAAAGGAGAUAGUGGACUUCAUAGAUAUUAAGGUCAAAGAACACCAGAAAAGCCUGGACCCCUCAUCACCCAGAGACUACAUCGACUCCUUCCUCAUACAGAUGGGUGAGAAAGAGGACACAGAGUCAGGUUUUGAUCUUGAAAACCUCUCCGCUUGUACCCUGGACCUGUUCGGAGCUGGAAGUGAAACCACCACCACCACUUUAAACUGGGGGCUGCGGUACAUGAUCAAGUACCCACACAUACAAAAGAAGGUCCAGGCUGAGAUAGAUGCUGUGAUCGGCUCAUCCAGACAGCCCAACGUGGCUGACAGGGACCACAUGCCCUACACUAAUGCCGUCAUUCAUGAAACUCAGAGGAUGGGCAACAUCGUUCCUUUCAAUUUGGUUCACAUGGCCAGCAAGGACACCACACUGGGCAACUACUCAAUCCCAAAGGGUACCACGAUAAUGCCGACACUUCAUUCGGUGUUCACUGAUGCAUCAAUAUGGGAAACUCCAGAGUCCUUCAACCCUCAGCACUUUCUGGAUGAAGAUGGGAAAUUCAGGAAGAGAGAGGCCUUCAUUCCUUUCUCUGCAGGAAAACGUGUGUGUCUCGGGGAGCAGCUGGCUAGGAUGGAGCUGUUCCUGUUCUUCACCUCCCUCCUUCAGAGGUUUUCAUUCUCAGCAGCUCCUGGAGAUGAGCUCACCCUGGAAUACACACUGGGAGGAAUCCGUACUCCCAAACCGUACCGCGUCUGUGCUGUGCAGCGCUAAACUGCCAACAAUCACAGUGUGCAUAACGAAUGCCUGUUCUUCACACAAGUAUCUUCUAAAGCAUCAAAAUUGUCAAUCUUCCUGUUGUAAAUGACAUUUGAUUUGGAGUUUUUUCUUUUCCUUUUGCCGGUAGAUCAUUUCUGGAUAUCCGCGCACAUAAUCAAAAAUUUAUUUCAGACUGAAUUAAAGAAGGCUUUUAAUCUAAUAAAACAUGCAUCAAAAUUUCAGCUUGUUUCAGUUGUAAUGAAAAAUCAAUGUGAAGUAUUUCUAACUCAAAGUAUUCAAACUUGCAAAAUGUCUCAAUUAAUCACUUUACAUGCCAUGACUUGCAGCAUGUUUUAUUGUCUUAUAACAUCAAAAAGCAGUUGCUAUCAAAAGCGUUCGGUUUGAUUAACAAAACAAUGUGAAAUCUUGACUUUUUGUUAUGUACUGCCUCCCCCCCCCAAAAUAAAUCAAGUAAAUCUUGCAAAAGGUUGAGAAAAAUCUAUGAAAACAAGGUCGAACGAAACAAAUCCUCAUGCUGGAAAUGAUUCUUGUUAAAUCAUUGCUGUUUUUCAUUCGAAACUCAUCCCACAGUUCUUA